AUGGUGUUAUUUUGCUAUUUGAGAGGAAAUUCCUUUCCUCCGACCUACACAAUUGCUGAUUCCACCGUGGGAGUAGACUUGGGUACGGGCCUUGCCAUCAGCAAAUGCUUCGUCAUUCGUCCGUUAACUGUUCUUGAAUUGAGAGGCCAAAAGUUGGAGCUCCGCCUUCUCGAUAUUGCUCAAAGUAAGGGAAACAUGAUGAGGAUUGGGGAUGAUAACGAGGCACAUGCUAUUGCAAAAAACCAUGCUUGGAUUGUGCAUCUUUGUCUUUUUGGAAAUAAGAUGAUAAAUUUAGGUCUGCUAGCUGUCCUUGAUGGUUGUACUGACCUGGAAUCACUAGACAUCCAGAAGUGUCUUGGAAUUAAUCUUGGCAUCGAUUUACACAAGAGAUCAUGUCAGCAACUUAAAUCUCUCAGAAUUCCCAAUGACACCCCCUUGGAAGAUCAUUAUGAUGAGGACUUAAAUGACACAGAUUCGCGUGAUGGCUAUCCUAAGUCGAUUUCAUGGAAGGGGGAUGUUGAGCUGCCUCUUCCUCUUCCGACUGGUUUUGGAGGCCAGCAGUGCUCAAUCGUCUUUGGAGAUCUGGCUGAAAAGACUUUGCAACUGCAUCCUGCAGAAGUGAAGAAAUUCAACUCCCAAGUUUUGAGUGACCGUGAGAAAAGGGCUAUCUACGAUGAGUACGGUGAAGAAGGCUUGAAAGGGCAAGUGCCGUCUCCAGGCAGAUGCAUUUAUGACAGACUGACAAUACGAAAUGCUGAUACUCCAAAUGGAACUGCUAAUCUUAUGGAUCCAACUCCAACACCUGAGAAGCGCCAAAAGUCGCAUCAAAAGAUGACUAUCCGUACUGAUGCUAGAAAUAUGGUGAAGACUACUCAAUUGUGCUAA
Molecule: messenger RNA, 885 nt
Organism: Oldenlandia corymbosa var. corymbosa
Lineage: Eukaryota; Viridiplantae; Streptophyta; Magnoliopsida; Gentianales; Rubiaceae
Source: the annotation of a GenBank genome assembly